Messenger RNA from Miscanthus lutarioriparius, 660 nucleotides. Lineage: Eukaryota; Viridiplantae; Streptophyta; Magnoliopsida; Poales; Poaceae. The record is from the annotation of a GenBank genome assembly.
AUGGGCUUCCCCGCGGUCGCAGCGCGUGCGCAUGUCGUGCUGGCCCUGCACGCCAUCCUGCUGCUCGGCUGCGCCGCGGUGCUGCUCUCCCCGGCGCACGGCACCGUGGCCAACCUCGCGCGCCGGGCCACGGCCCUCGGCGCGCCGGCGCGCGCGCCCGUCGGAUUGCUGCGGUGGCUCGGCUUCGCAGGCAUCGUGCUCUACACGCUCUACGUGACCGGCGACGUCGCCGCGCGGAAGGAGGCCGCAGCGGAGGCGGAGUGGCCGGACACGGUCAAAGGUUUUCUUCUCUUCCUGAUGUUUUUGGUUGGAGUUUGGGCAGUCUACCUUUCCCUGAUGAGGGAAAGGGGUGGCCCACCGCGACCGCUGGCAACGGCGGCGGCGGAGCCGGAGGCGUCGCUGGACAGGGUGGAAGUUUGGGCAGUUUACCUGCCCAUGGUCGCGAUGGACACGGGAAAGGGUGGCCCGCCACCGCGGCUGCCGGCAGCGGCGGCGGAAGAAGACCAUGACAGCGGGGAGGUCAACGCCAUAACCCCCAAGCCUGCUUGCGUCGUUGUUGUAGACACAAAGGUUUGGAAUAUGCAUUCGUCUUUACUUAUCUUGGAAUCUCUCAAGAUCAGCCGUCUUACUAAACGUAUUUCUGUAUUUCCUCAGCUCUGA